Messenger RNA from Myripristis murdjan (pinecone soldierfish), 3411 nucleotides. Its product is annotated as fms related receptor tyrosine kinase 3. Gene Ontology annotation, biological process: cytokine-mediated signaling pathway; protein phosphorylation; B cell differentiation. Gene Ontology annotation, cellular component: plasma membrane; signaling receptor complex. The transcript is spliced from 24 exons. Lineage: Eukaryota; Metazoa; Chordata; Actinopteri; Holocentriformes; Holocentridae. The record is from RefSeq and is a predicted model, not a curated record. Gene Ontology annotation, molecular function: transmembrane receptor protein tyrosine kinase activity; growth factor binding; ATP binding. Bases 86 to 3145 code for a protein of 1019 amino acids.
GGUUCACACUGAGCCACAGUGACUGAGUGAUGCGCAGGCUGUGUGACAGAGCGGCAGCUGUGCAUCAGUGCUCCAACAGAGGACAAUGAUUAUCGCUGUUCUGGUGCUGUGUGCUGUGUGGGCACACAGCUCUGAUGGACUGGCAGCUCGGGAGCUGGACUGCACUCCCAGAGGUCAGGAGGUGUCAUGUGUCCUACCUGCUGACUAUCUGAAUGCCUCCGGCUCUGUCAGUGUAAAGGCAUGUGGUGGGAAGAAACUUAACAUAUCCCUCAUGAAUUUCUCGGGACAAACUGCUUGCAACUGGAGCCGAGCAGAGGACCCACAACCCAUAGUCAAAGGGAAUUUUUCGAUGGUCCUCCAAUCACUCUCUGCGGCAGAUUCUGGAGAAUAUACACUGAGCUGUGAAACAAGUAGCGGGACCCAAUCUUCAUUAACCAUGUCUCUUCAUGUUGUCCUGACACCCCCUACAACUCCACAGCUAAUCUUGGUGCCUUCACGUAUCAAGUUGUCUUCACCUGAGUUUCAGUGUGUUUCCAAGGGUUUCCCAACACCCACAAUAAAAUGGUUUAAAUCACUGGACAAGUCCGGUGAAUUUAGAAAUGGACAUGAUUCUACACACUCUGAGACAGCAGAGAGCAAAGAGGACAGCAGUCGUUACUCCAACACGGCAGCGAUGUGCUGUGCUGCCAACACUGCAGGAGAGGAAUGCUCCCAGCUGUACGACUACGAUUUAGAUAGCGGCUGGAGGGAGAAUGAUGAGGUUUCUGAGGUGAUCCUGAGCCCAGGUCAGCCGCUGCUUCUACGCUGCAGAAUGCGCAGCACAGGUUCUGAAGUGCCAAAGUGGGAAGGAGACAGUAAAAUAAUAAAUGCCAGCACAGUAAAAUGCAGUGCCGGCAUCAAGCAUGAGAUUUGCACGCUGGAAGACAGUCAUCAUCAGUUUAAGAUGUCCUAUCUGUUCAUCAGCUCAGUUAAUGUGAAACACAGUGGCAUUUACACCUGCCGGAACACCAAAACCAAGUCUGUGCGCGUUCGAGUUGAGGCGGAGAGUUUCCUCUCUGUCCAGAUGGAUAGGAGGAAAACUGUAUCAGUCCAGAAGACUUCCAGCUUCUGCCUGGAGGCUAAUGUUUCCUUUCACCCUGUGCUCCAACACUGUGCUUGGGAGGACCCUGAUAAAAACAUCACUCACUGCCAAAAGCUGAUAAAAAGAUCAAAUCACAGGACACUGCAGCUGUGUGCUCAGCAAAAAUCAGGAGACUAUAAGUUACAUUUAAAGGCUGGAGGACAAAAUGAAACGAGCAUUAUAUCAGUGUGUCUGGCAGAGACUGCAGAUUUCAAAUGCCGUGUUAACUCGGCUGUCAACACGUACACCUGUGAGACUACGAGUCCUGGGCCAGCAAAUUUCUCUUGGAUGUCCUGCUCUGUGUCAAAUGAUAGCUGUGAGACAGGCUCUGCUGCCUGGAGAGGGAUUCCAGGCACCUCUCAGCAAGACUCUGAUCUGUUCUGCAACAAGAGGAUCAACAGCUCUCUGAAUAUGACUCUGGUGGAUGGAAGCUACUUUAAGUUUUGCCUGACCAAUGAAGUUGGCUUCCGGUGCAGCGAUCUGCUGCAGUACCAGCCUGCACCCCAGCCGCUGAUGGCUCGUCAUCGAGAAAGUAGUAAUACAUUGCUGAAAGUCGGCAGCUUGUUCCUGCUUCUGGUGUUGGCUGUGGUCAGUGUGGCACUGAUGUACUUUGUCAAAAAGAAGAAACCGCAGUAUCAGAGCCAGCUACAGAUGAUCCAGAUGGUUGGGCCCAAUGAUAAUGACUACAUCUACAUCAACUUCAAGGAUUUCCAGUAUGAUCAGAAAUGGGAGUUUCCUAGAGAGAACCUAGAACUGGGUAAAGAGCUGGGCUCCGGGGCCUUUGGCAUGGUGGUCCAGGCUACAGCUUAUGGUAUCAACAAGCCUGGGGUCUCACAGCAGGUGGCUGUUAAGAUGCUUAAAGAGAAACACCAGAUAGUGGAGAAGGAGGCUCUAAUGUCAGAGCUAAAGAUGCUGACUCACAUCGGCCACCAUGCCAACAUCGUCAACCUGCUCGGAGCGUGCACAGGCUCAGGACCCACAUACCUGAUCUUCCAGUACUGCUGUUACGGAGACCUGUUGAACUAUCUCAAAAACAACAGGGAACGCUACCACAAGUCUCUGACCGAUGCCUUCAACAAGGACUGUUUUAGCAACCUGUACCACAACCUGCAGCCCAAGAGAAGCUCAAGUGAGUUCCAGGUGUCAGUGGAAGACUACAUUCCAAUGUACCCCUCACACAUGAGGAGGCAGGAGAAACAAGUCCUUCUCACCUCCAGCCCUGUGGACACCUCUGAAGACCCAGAGCUCUUUGAGGAGUCAGAGGAACAGCCCGGGGACGUGCAAACGCUGACCUACGAUGAUCUGCUGAGCUUCGCCUACCAAGUGGCCAAGGGCAUGGAGUUUCUCUCCUCGAAGAAUUGUAUCCAUCGGGACCUGGCAGCCCGCAACGUGUUAGUGACAACAUCCAGGAAGGUGAAAAUCGGCGACUUUGGACUGGCCCGAGACAUUGACAAUGACUGCAACUAUGUUGUGAGAGGAAACGUGCGUUUGCCCGUGAAGUGGAUGGCACCAGAGAGUAUCUUCGAGGGGAUGUACACCAUGCAGAGUGAUGUCUGGGCUUAUGGCAUACUGCUCUGGGAAAUCUUCUCCUUAGGCGUCACUCCAUAUCCUGGCGUAAAGGUGGAUAACAAAUUCUACUCCAUGAUUGAGAGAGGGUUUCAGAUGGAGUGCCCAUACUAUGCCAGCAAGUCUGUGUAUGAGAUGAUGUGUAAGUGCUGGGACCUGGUGCCCAGUAACCGCCCUCCAUUCUCCAAGUUGGUGGCCUUUAUGGAUAACCAGCUGACAGACAUGGAGGAGAAGCUCUACCACAAUAUGCUAGACCAGAACUCCAACGACUCAGUCUACCAGAACACACCAGCCACACUGGACAUUACAGCCUUAGCGAAAGAGAAGGACGAGCAGACACAGUCGUGCAAUCAGUAUUGUCUGGCCAAUGCCAGCGGAGAAGUUACAACAGCGUCCGACUCAAACGCCGUGGAAACUGAUGGCAAAUACUGGAAAACAUUUGAUGCCGGGUCAGAGUGAGAGUCCUUGACGGAAAUGAGCUCUGAUAUUUCCUGUCACAGAGGUAGCCCUAGCGGUCUUUUCUGGAAUCAACUUCCAGACUCCUCUAAGCUUCAUUUUAAGGCAGCUUAUUAAAUUCUCCUCAUAUAAAAAUAAUAAUCUCCAACUGUGUGUAGCACUCGAGUUAGAAUGUACAUGCUUCAUAUACUACGCACAAAGUAUUUGUAGAAUUUAUAUACUGAAUACUACAUGUAGCUUUCAUUUAUUAUACAUUAUUUUUGGUUGAC